Messenger RNA from Pelodiscus sinensis (Chinese soft-shelled turtle), 1652 nucleotides. Lineage: Eukaryota; Metazoa; Chordata; Testudines; Trionychidae. The record is from RefSeq and is a predicted model, not a curated record.
UGUUUUUUUGUUUUUUUUAGUUGAAUUGCAAAAAAUGUCUCUCUAUCCUUCUCUGGAAGAUCUGAAAGUGGAUAAAGUAAUUCAGGCCCAGACUGCCUUUUCUUCAAACCCUGCCAAUCCAGCAAUUUUGUCUGAAGCCUCUGGUCCCAUCUCUCAAGAUGGAAGCCUCUAUCCUAGACUAUACCCAGAACUUUCUCAGUAUAUGGGCCUGAGUCUUAAUGAAGAGGAGAUACAGGGAAACUUACCAAUGGUUGCUGAUGCACAAUCUCAGGGGCAGUUGGUAACAAGGCCUUCCACUGUGAAUUACAUGGUGGCUCCAGUAACUGGAAAUGAUAUUGGAAUUCGCAGAGCAGAAAUUAAACAAGGCAUCCGUGAAGUAAUUAUGUGUAAGGAUCAGGAUGGAAAAAUUGGACUUCGCCUUAAAUCCAUAGACAAUGGAAUAUUUGUCCAGUUAGUACAAGCCAACUCUCCAGCAUCUUUAGUUGGUCUGAGGUUUGGGGACCAGGUUCUGCAAAUUAAUGGUGAAAACUGUGCAGGAUGGAGCUCUGAUAAAUCUCAUAAAGUUCUGAAGCAGGCUUCGGGCGAGAGAAUUUCGAUGAUCAUUCGUGACAGGCCUUUUGAACGAACUCUUACUAUGCAUAAGGACAGCACAGGUCAUGUUGGCUUCAUAUUCAAAAAUGGAAAAGUUACCUCAAUAGUAAAAGACAGUUCUGCUGCUAGAAAUGGACUUCUUACAGAGCAUUAUAUGUGUGAAAUUAAUGGCCAGAAUGUAAUUGGACUAAAGGACUCCCAAAUUGCAGACAUAUUGGCAACAGCUGGGAAUGUUGUGACAGUUACUAUCAUGCCUUCAAAUAUCUUUGAACACAUAAUUAAGAGGAUGGCUUCUGGCAUCAUGAAAAGUCUGAUGGACCAUGCAGUCCCUGAAGUCUAAAUUUAAAGCCAUUGUAUUGUAUGUACAUAUGUAAUGAGAAAACAGCUAAUCUUGGGCUAUUAUACUCAGUGACUUCUGGAUUCUGCACAUGAGCCUUUCUUGAGGCUAAGAGAGGAGAUGCUGCAUUGAACAUUUACAUGAUAUAUAAUGGCUGGGAAUGUUACAGUUCAAUAUGUUACCUUGUUUAGUCAUACAACUGUAAGACUUAUUUGUAGCCUAAUGCUGAUUUUACAAAUGUGAAAUUUUCAACAAAGUUCUGCUGAUCUCUUUCUGUAGGAUCAUGCUACUCUCGUUUACUAUUGUUUCUAUGAUAAGCCAUUACAACUAAAGGAAACUAAUACAUGUUUCUUCUGCAAGUAAUAGUAUCAGUUACCCAUGAUCUACACAUAUUGCUGCUCUUUCUAGGUUCUCUUUCAGAUAAAUAAGUAUUUUUAUUGCCUUCUUUGUAAGUAUAUAUCUAGAACAGUAUAUUUAGAAGUAUGACUUUUAGUGCUAAUGUACUUUCUGUUCAAGUAACCUUGUUGGCAAAAAAAAGCCAAUAGAAAACAGAAUUUAAAAUUGGCAUCAUGCCAUAAAGAGGCGCUUUAAAUGGUGAAGUAUACAGAAAAAUUGUUACGUUCAUCUUUUUUUACUACUCAUUUUACAAAUUGUAACUCUAAGAUGCUUAAAUUCUGUAGCCUUAAACAAGUUUAAAAAUAAAGUUCAGGAAUAAUCAAAUAAA